Molecule: messenger RNA, 1176 nt
Organism: Polyodon spathula (Mississippi paddlefish)
Lineage: Eukaryota; Metazoa; Chordata; Actinopteri; Acipenseriformes; Polyodontidae
Product: tRNA-uridine aminocarboxypropyltransferase 1-like
Exons: 4
Coding region: 72-1004 (310 amino acids)
Biological process (GO): tRNA modification
Cellular component (GO): nucleus
Molecular function (GO): tRNA-uridine aminocarboxypropyltransferase activity
Source: RefSeq, a predicted model, not a curated record
UCCAGCAUCAAUACAUGACAAUUUCUUGGUGUCUCUCAAUGUAUUUUCAGAAAGUGUCUUGAGUUACUGAGAUGUCUUCAACCCCAAUGGCUUCCUUAACAGAAUCAAGCACUUUAGAGUUCCCUGACAACCACACUAAAUCGUCAGCAUGUUUGAGUGAUUCAACAAGCACAGUUAACGAGCCUUUACAGAACCUGCACUUGGCAUCUGAUGAGGUACUUGAAAGAGGGCAGACGGGUGGAAGAUCAAAGUGCUCAAAAUGUAGUGGUUCAAGGAUGUUUUAUUGUUACACGUGUUGCUCUUUAGUAGGAGUGAGUCAGGAAGAGAUCCCCAAAGUCAAGCUUCCACUUAGGAUAGAUAUUAUCAAGCAUCCUAAUGAAACGGAUGGUAAGAGCACAGCGAUACAUGCUAAACUCAUUGCACCAGAUGAUGUUAGCAUUUAUACAUACCCCUGCAUUCCUGAGUAUGAAGAUAAAAGACACGAAGUUGUAUUAGUUUUCCCAGGUCCAGAUUCAGUUACAGUAGAAGACAUUACCAAUCGGCUUUUAAGGCUUGCUGACAGGGGAUCUCCGUGUCUUCAAGACCACCACAGAUCAGCAGAAGAACCUGCUGCUAAAAGGAUGAAGCACAACACAACAGCAGAAGAUGGUGAAGCCCCUUCUCCGAACAAAGAAACAAAGCAAGGGAGGCAUAAGCAUCUUCUGAAAAGAGUUGUGUUUAUUGACAGUACCUGGAAUCAGACCAAUAAAAUAGUUACUGAUGAACGACUUCAAGCUUUGCUUCAAGUGGAAUUGAAAACAAGGAAAACCUGUUUUUGGCGUCAUCAGAAGGGAUCCCCUGACACGUACCUCUCCACUAUUGAGGCUAUUUAUUAUUUUCUGGUAGACUUCCACCAGGAGUGUUUAUCAGAAGAAUAUCAUGGAGAAUAUGAUAAUCUCCUGUUUUUCUAUUCAUACAUGCACAAGCUCAUCAAUAAAGCCAAGCAUGCCGCUGGGAAACUGUGACUUCAUAACACACUAUACUGCUGGUGCCUAUCCAGUGUCCUCUUUACCCAGUUUUCAUGAAUAAUGGAUUUUCAUUUUCGUAUCUUUUUUUUUUUUUACUAGUGAACUGUAAGCACACAAGUGACCCUUUCCUUAUUGUAAAUUUCUAACUAGUUAUCAUACUUUAAACAUU